This is a messenger RNA of Protopolystoma xenopodis, 783 nucleotides long. The record is from the annotation of a GenBank genome assembly. Lineage: Eukaryota; Metazoa; Platyhelminthes; Monogenea; Polystomatidea; Polystomatidae.
AUGUUUGGUCCCGUUGAGCACUGUCCACCACAUCUUAUCUCGAGAUGCAGCACUAGCAGUCAUAGCAACAGUAUGUAUGAUUCCUUGUCAGGUGAUGCUAACUUCGUUCAUGGAAUAGACUUUCAUGACAGCUUUAAGCGGCAGAAUCCUAGCACACUAGCUCUUUGGAGCAGCCUGCAAGACCCAGUAAACUCAGUAUGUUCUGAAAUCAACUACUCAGAUUCCAAUGCUCUUGCAUCCGGCAUUGUUCCAGAAAUUCAUAUCUGGCCCCCGGGAUAUCAAAGUACACAACCUCUUUCUUCUACUAAGUAUAUCGCAACAAAUGCAAACGCCUUUAGUUCGGGCAUUGCAGAUAGUGAAAUAGUUUGCUGUAGACAGCUAACGAAGCUGCUCAGACAGGCUGUAGGCUUCCUUGAACUUAUCGGAGUCCGCAAUACAAUUGACAAUCGGCUUUUGCGUCGAGCCGAGCCACAUUCUUGUGCGCUUCAUCCCAACUUUGGUAAACAGCAGCGAAAACUUUUGAUUCCUUCUUCUCCAGUGCCUGAUAAGGCUGUUCUUACAACAUCAUGUCUCAAUCCGUCUCCUUUUCCCUUUGAUUCGAAUAAGGUCGAAGAGUCCAGUCAAAUUCUAUAUAGGAUGUGGGAAUCAAGAAUGGUUAACUGGAUGCCAGAACAUGGGGACAGAAUCAAUACAACUGGAUUGGGUUGUGUCAGCAAUCCAUUCAUUUGUAAAAUGAUGCCUGUGCAGGCCAUAACGUCGGGCAUUCAUGAAAUGGUGCCUUGA